Molecule: messenger RNA, 612 nt
Organism: Suillus paluster
Lineage: Eukaryota; Fungi; Basidiomycota; Agaricomycetes; Boletales; Suillaceae
Exons: 4
Coding region: 1-612 (203 amino acids)
Source: RefSeq, a predicted model, not a curated record
AUGUCAGACGUACCUACGUUCUCUUCCGAGAGUAAGAUAAAAUUGAGUAUUGAGGGUCCGACAGAUCCCAUCUCCGUCCAACUAAUGCGUUUCAUCGUCCUCGCCGUCGUAACUGCUUUGACAGCACCUAUGUCUGUCAGUGCCAUAUCAGCAGGGACUUGCAAUGCCUUGACGUGGGACAAACCAUGUGACCUACCCGUUUUGCGCCGACCCGGCAACCUUGAAUGGAGAAGACCCCUCACGGUAGCGAGGAGCUCGCACGUCGCGAGAUCGGUUGCUGGGCUAUUGCCCUUGGAAAAUUUCACGCGCCACAGCGGGCAGAUUUCUCAUUUGAUCACGGAACGACGUUUGCAAUGCACGCAUUAUAAAGCUGCUCAACCAAUGCUCAACAGUCAUUUUGGGGGAAUCGCGAUCUCUCGGAGAUGGCAGACAUACCUACGUUCUCUUUCUAGCGAGAUGGAGACAAAAUUAGAUAUUGAGGCAACAAAGUUUCAACCUUUUGCUGCCGAAGUCCGGUUCGGUCCAGUUCUUAGGCCUCUAAAUGCGAACCCCGAACCGGACCCAUGGUCCGGUUCAGGCAAGGAGGGCGAACGCUGGACCGGACCCUUGUGA